AUGGCCGGUUUGGGUGAAAAAGUUUUUACAAAGACAACUCCUUCCACGUCAUGGAGUUUAAGUUCUCUUUUUAAUGGAAUAACGGAAUACAGAGAGAAGCUUAAUUUGCCCAAUCCAGGUACUUUUGAAGGUCUACACCGUGAGGUCAAAGCAACAUUCCUUACAAACCAAUUAUUCGAUGGAGGGAGGGCCGAUCUCACCAAAGUUUUAUCACAAAAUUUACAAGUCACGCAUUCCUUCUCCAUGGGUUCAACUUUAACACCACCGACGUAUAAUUUUGGUGCUGCUUACAUUGGUACAAAA
Molecule: messenger RNA, 303 nt
Organism: Scutellospora calospora
Lineage: Eukaryota; Fungi; Glomeromycota; Glomeromycetes; Diversisporales; Gigasporaceae
Source: the annotation of a GenBank genome assembly